Diachasmimorpha longicaudata is the source of this 2024-nucleotide messenger RNA. RefSeq lists its product as uncharacterized. The record is from RefSeq and is a predicted model, not a curated record. NCBI's taxonomy places the organism in Eukaryota, Metazoa, Arthropoda, Insecta, Hymenoptera, Braconidae. The coding region runs from base 112 to 843 and encodes 243 amino acids. The transcript has 4 exons.
UGUAUCCUGUUCAAAUUUUGUCACUUGAUGGAAGUAAAUGCUGUAUUGUCCUGGUACCCGUUAUGACAGUCGAGAAGUGUCACUCAGGAUUGACGGCAAUACUGCAGCAGCAUGUCGAUUAUUUUUGGGUUGUGCUGCGUAAUUUUGGUUCGGCAAAAUACAGCAACGGCAAGUGAUAAUGAAGGUGUACUCGAGAAAAUAAAGAAUGGGAUAAAAUACAGCAAAAAUUACCUCGAUACGGCGAAAGAAAUAGCGGAUCUUGUGGCAGAAAGUCUGGGACACAAACUACGAAAGCCAAAGGGUGAUCAGAAUAAUGAAUUCCAUAAAUCAUCGAAACCGCUGGACUCUGGAAAUAUUGCAUCGGCCUUUUUUCGCCUCCUUGGCUUGGAUUCAACGAGAAUAGCAGCCAUCGCAGUUAACAGCGCUAUUUUUCUCGCACACAUGAUCAGCUCAUUAUUUAAUAUCAAUGCGGGGAGAAGUACUGGACGAGACACUCAGGAGCCCCCAAAUAUGUUCAAUCUCCUGGGAUUUUUCAUGAAUACGAAGAAUGAAAGGCUUCAUAAUUUAGUGCAACAAGCUCAGAGCCCUGACCUUCCGAAGCAACUUAUUGAUCAUGUGGAUGUUUUGGAUUCAGCAUGUAUCAGGUUACUGUUGUGUAAAAUUUCGCCAGUCAUAUCAGCUGUGCAGAAAUCAUUAAAUGAUCAGUUGAGUAACAACCGACGGCAAUUGACAUCGUGGUUACCGAAGCGAGAAACUUUUGAGAAAAAUUCCCACGUCUGCGAGAAAAGAUAUCUCGAUUGUAAUAUUUUUCCGGAAAUGGAUGAUGAUCCUAAAGAUUGGUAGAGGCCAUUCAAUAUCAUCGUUAUAUGUCCGGGAAAGUUCAGAGGGAAUUUUCUACAGUGACCGUCACUUUCCCCGGAAGGGGAUUGGUAUUGACGUGGGAAGAGGGAGUUUAGAUCGUAGAAUAAAUAUUUCUAUUGGUUUUAUUUUCAUUAUUGGAACAUUAUACAACUAGAAAUACAUAGAUUUGGGAAGCACGUAAUUUGCAACUUGCACAGAUGGCAAGUAAUUAUACAUUUAAAAAAACUCAAAGUAGAACUAAAUUUACUGGCUAAAGGACGGUGUGACUAGAUCACUGGGAUUUUCGUUAUUCGAUAGUUUAAUGAAUUGCAUGGAAGAUCAACACUGAUUGGUCUAAUUUAUAAUAUAUCAUCUCAUUUUCCUGCAUGAUUAUUUCAACUUUCAAAAGUGAUUCCAUAUUUAUUUCAAAGUGCCCUUAGAGGUACUGAAACUAUGAGGAUCCAAUACUUUAAGAAGAUGUAAAGUUGUUUUGGAGUUUUGGUUCUACUCUGUGUGUUGCAAUUUUCCCUAGUGAAAUGUUCGAUUGGUGAACUAAUUUGGUGAAUUCGAGAUACUUGACAGGCAAUUACAAAAUUUGAAAAACAGCUACAUCAAAAUUAUUGAGUUGACACUGAAGUAAAUGUGGCACAUCGCACCUAAAAUGGGAAGUAUUUUAUCUCAAAUAGAUCAACGACGGAUCUUCACCCUCGUAUGCUGGAAAAAAAUUUAAUCAAUUUCCAGGAGGGUGAGACAGUCUGACUCAUUUGAUGUGAAAUUCCCCGUAUACCGUCUAAUUGACUCAAAUGUAAUUAUAAAAAAACAGCGAUAUUCUUUCAGGAAUAUAUAGUCCUGUUCCUUCGUCAAUCAUUGAGUUACCCGAGGCAACUUUUAAUGUAGUGGGGGCAUGAUUACAAAUGUUUAGAAGUCAACUGAAACUACUGAUCAUUAUUAAAGUGAUAAAUAAAUUGUGAGUGAAAUAAAAUUGGAAUUCAACUUUACUAUUGCGCUGUCAUUUGUUAUUUGUAAUGAACCCUCUAAGGGUUAAUUCCUGUCAGUCAGCUAUGAAUCGGGGGGAAAAUUUCUUAUUUGAAAAGUCAUUGAUUCAGGGAAAAAUGAGGUGUUUUAUAUUUCAAAGUGUCGCCUCGCUAGGACUGAUAGGAUCGGUCGAUUCCAUGCGAGCCUGU